Messenger RNA from Temnothorax curvispinosus, 887 nucleotides. Its product is annotated as SUN domain-containing protein 1-like. The record is from RefSeq and is a predicted model, not a curated record. Gene Ontology annotation, molecular function: protein-membrane adaptor activity. The transcript is spliced from 6 exons. Gene Ontology annotation, cellular component: nuclear envelope; meiotic nuclear membrane microtubule tethering complex. Gene Ontology annotation, biological process: nuclear envelope organization. The coding region runs from base 164 to 787 and encodes 207 amino acids. NCBI's taxonomy places the organism in Eukaryota, Metazoa, Arthropoda, Insecta, Hymenoptera, Formicidae.
CGCAAGGGCUUGCAUAAAACAAAAUGAAAGCCUUUCUUUUUGUAUCAUUCAUGCGCGUCUAAUUAUUUGUCGUACCUUUUAUUUUUAUCUCUUUAUUCGACAAACGAUUUCGUCGUUCGCCAGUUUCUAACAUUUAUCACAAGUGGUACGCGUUGCAACAGAGAUGAGUCUGCAUACAAAGAACUUGCUGAAGGCCCUAUCACCGGAGACCGUCAGAAGUGUGGUGAGAAAUGAAUUACAGACGUAUGACGCCGACAAAACUGGGAGAACGGAUUACGCUCUUGAAAGCUCAGGCGGUGCUAUUCUUUCGACACGAGACACUGAACCUUACUCGACCGGUGCACCUGUGCUCAAUCUGUUCGGCAUACCCCUUUGUCAACAGCAGAACACGCCCCGAGCUGUGAUACAGACCGGCGUUUUACCGGGCGAAUGCUGGGCCUUCAAGGGCAAUAGCGGCAGCGUGGUGAUUCGAUUACUCGGCCAUGUGCACGUGUCUGGAGUUAGCUUGGAACACAUCUCUUCAUUGAUAUCUCCGACUGGCGAGACUGCUACGGCACCAAAAGAUUUUUCCAUUUGGGGUUUAACAAGUCUCGAUGAUGAGAAGCCUUUCUUAUUCGGCAGUUUUAUAUAUGACAAUACUGGUUCGCCGUUGCAGUAUUUUGAAGUCCAGAAUCGAGCGAAAGAAGCGUACGAGAUAAUCGAGCUGAAAGUCCAUUCUAACAGUGGUAAUCCGGAAUACACAUGUAUCUAUAGAAUACGGGUGCACGGUACACUUAGUGAGAUAUGAAUGUCCGUACCAGAUUCUCGCGGAUUGAUUGGAUAUGCCGAAACAGGCUGCCGCUUAAAUGUCAAAGGAUAUUGUUUGUUGCAAUAUUGAUUAGAUACUA